Messenger RNA from Cladophialophora bantiana CBS 173.52, 510 nucleotides. RefSeq lists its product as uncharacterized. The transcript is spliced from 2 exons. The record is from RefSeq and is a predicted model, not a curated record. Lineage: Eukaryota; Fungi; Ascomycota; Eurotiomycetes; Chaetothyriales; Herpotrichiellaceae. Bases 1 to 510 code for a protein of 169 amino acids.
AUGGCAGUUAAGCUGGAGACGCCGACAUCGAAAGACAUCUGCUCAGCAAAGCGCUCUUUACGCAAGAAGUCUGCAAGCCAGGAAGACGAUGAAGCCCAAGUCAGCAGGCAUCUUGGACAGGAGAACAUAAGACACAACAUCAGGAAGUUCCAAUUUCAAUGGCGGAUAUCCCAAAGUCCUCCGCUGCCAGGCAGAAUUGACCCUCCCGAUCGAGUACGGAAAAUCGACAUUGUGCUUCAGCAGGCCUUCAACUGGACGCAAGGCAGUGUUUCCGCUUCGUGGAAUGCUCAGAUCCAAAACUAUCCUUACAUCUUCGACAUUGACCGAUGGGUUAACCUGCUGAGAGACUCGUUCCUGAUAGUGUCAGACCUGCUUGAACGGGGACAGACACACCUGGCCUUUAGGGCAUUGAAUGACACCUUGGAUACAAUCCCGCAGUAUUUUGGUCAAUACACACCCUGGUCUCUUCCUGUGCCUGGUCGAACUAUGCUUAGGCAUGAACAUGCCUAG